AUGGCGGAAAAACAUGCGACGGCGAGUGGUAAUGAUGAUGCCAUUAGAGUAAGCGGUAUGGAAUUUGGUUAUGAAGUUGAGGAUCCUAUAUUCUUCGACUUCAAUCUCGAUCUUCCUGCUGGAUCUCGCUGCCUUUUGGUUGGUGCCAAUGGAUCUGGCAAGACCACCUUAUUGAAGAUUUUAGCUGGAAAGCAUAUGGUUGGAGGAAAGAACGUUGUACAAGUUCUUAGCCGUUCGGCUUUCCAUGAUACUCAGCUUGUUUGCAGCGGUGACUUGUCUUAUCUUGGAGGCUCAUGGAGUAAAACCGUCGGUUCAGCUGGUGAGGUUCCUCUCCAGGGAGACUUUUCAGCUGAACAUAUGAUAUUUGGAGUUGAAGGAACUGAUCGUGUGAGACGAGAGAAAUUGAUUGAUCUUCUUGAUAUCAAUCUUAAUUGGCGUAUGCAUAAGGUUUCUGAUGGGCAGAAACGCCGAGUGCAGAUAUGCAUGGGACUCUUACAUCCAUUCAAGGUGUUAUUACUCGACGAGGUCACUGUUGACCUAGACGUUGUUGCAAGGAUGGAUUUGCUGGAAUUCUUCAAAGAAGAAUGUGAUCAGAGAGGAGCUACAAUUGUGUAUGCAACUCACAUAUUCGACGGGCUAGAGACAUGGGCUACACAUUUGGCCUACAUUCAGGACGGUCAGUUGAAUCGUUCAUCGAACAUGGCAGAUAUCAACGAGCUGAAAACUGCACCCAACCUCCUCUCCGUGGUAGAAUCGUGGCUCCGUUCUGAAACCAAACUCGAGAAGAAGAAAAAGAAGCCUGUACCAGCAUGGAAACCAUCUCCAUUCGAUAACUCUCCUUUUAGAUCAUCAAGACACAUGGCUUAUUACCGAUGA
Molecule: messenger RNA, 876 nt
Organism: Arabis nemorensis
Lineage: Eukaryota; Viridiplantae; Streptophyta; Magnoliopsida; Brassicales; Brassicaceae
Source: the annotation of a GenBank genome assembly